CUCUUGCUGAAGAGUUUACCCUUUCGAGAAGCAAAAUCACCUGGAAAGGAAAGGCAGUUUCUCCAUUGACUCUUCGAUGAGGAAGGAACAGGAAUAGAGAAACUGUGCUACUUCAAUCAAAAUGGAUGAUGCUUACAAUUACUGAGUGCUUUUAGGAUGUCUCAUCUAUGUAUACAAGAUGAUUGUCUGGCUAUUCUCAUUGAUGAGUAUUGAGAUGUUCCUCUUGGCAGCAUCUUGUAGGAAUUGGCAUAUCAUACCUGAAGAGGGCAGCAUUGCUGGAGGAACAUGGAUCACCAUUGUUUUUGAUGGUUUGGAGUGGAGUCUCCUUUAUCCCACCAAUGGCUCUCAGCUGCAGAUAAGUCUGGUGAAUGUGGAAAUUCCGUGGCUGCCACAUGUCCCAUGUGACACCUCUCCCAUCUAUGAAGAUUUCUCUGCUGUAAGAUGCCAAACCAGGUCUCUGCAGGGGGACAUACAGGAAGGCCUGUACUAUCUGGAAGUUCGUUCUGGUGCACAAGUGUUGAACACUCUGAGUGAAGGUUCCUCGGAUAACUGUACUUUCAAGUUUUCCAAGGCACAGACACCCAUUGUUUACCAAGUGACCCCACAGUCUGGAGUGCCAGGAAACUUAAUACAAGUCCAUGGCUGGAUUAUUACUGGAAGGACUGAAACUUUUGAUAACAGUAUUGAGUUCAUCGAUAGUCCACUCACUCUUCAGGCCCAAGGUGGAGAAUGGAUUACACCCUGCUCUCUUGUGGACAGAGAGACAGGAAACAGGUAUCCAGUUGAAGAGGACCUUGGCUUUGGAGCCUUGCGGUGUCGGGUGGAAGGCCACUACGUUGGUUCACACAAUGUUAGCUUCUCCAUAUUUAAUAAAGGAAAGUCAACCGUACACAAAGAUGCAUGGCUGAUCAGUGCCAAACAGGACCUUUUCUUGUAUCAGACUUACUCAGAAAUACUGUCUGUGUUUCCAGCAACUGGGAGCCUGGGUGGAGGAACAGACAUCACCAUCACAGGAGAUUUCUUUGAUUUUCCUGCCCAGGUUACUGUUGCAGACAUCCCAUGUGAAAUCAAAUACAUUUCUCCAAGGAAGAUCGAGUGCACCACUGGGCCCCUGAAGCAGGGCACAAAGCUCAUGUCACCUCAGCCAGGCAAUCGAGGACUUCUCUUUGAAGCUGGAGAUGUUCAGGAGGGCCUGGAUCUCACCAACACCACCCCUGGCUACAGAUGGCAGAUUGUUCCCAAUGCCAGCUCUCCAUUCGGAUUCUGGUCAGAGGCAGGGCAACGUUUUAGGGCUCGGCUCAGUGGAUUCUUUGUUGCCCCAGAGACAAAUAACUACACUUUUUGGAUCCAGGCAGAUAGCCCAGCCUCUUUGUACUUCAGUCAAUCAGAAGAUCCAGGGACCAAGGUGAAAGUAGCUUUUAUUCAGGCUGGCAUAGCUGACUGGUUUGAUUCCUGGGAGACUAAUGGGCAUUUGGAGACCUGGCAACAGAAGUCCCUGAAGUUGAAAUUGUCUGGUGGGGCAAAGUACUACCUGGAAGCUGAACACUAUGGCAUAACUCCCAGUCGUGGGAUGAGCAUCGGAGUCCAGAUCCACAACACCUGGCUGAAUCCUGAUGUGGUCAACACCUACCAUCGGGAGAAACUCCAGAUCCGAGCCAAUGCUCAGAGGCUCCCAGAGAUACAGAUGCUAAAUGUGACUGGCACAGGAAAAUUUUGCCUCUCCUGGGAUGGUGUCUCCAGCCAGCCAGUAACCGUAAAUGCCACCGCUGCUCAGAUCCAAGCGGCGAUAGAAGAACUGCUUACAGUAAAAUGCAAACUGGAACCACUUUCAGCUCAAAUUCUUCUCCAUUUUGGAUUUGAACAAGGUCUACAGGAUUCUGGUCCUGAUGGGGACCUUAGCAGUGGGACAGAGCCCUUCUGUGGAAGGUUCAGCAUCCGUCAGCCUCAAUACCUUGUCAGAACAUCAGAAGCCAUGCAGAUGAGAUAUCAGCUUGGUCAAUAUACACAUCUGUGCUUUGCAUAUAAAGGCCAUAUGAAUGAUACCAUGACCAUCUCAAUAUCCUUCACAAGUACAUUUCAUAAGACUGUAAAGAAGAAGAUUGUCUGUGGAUGGAAUCCAGAGCAGCUGAGGACUGAAAGCUGGAAGUUUGUCUGUCAUGACCUCUGGGAGUCAUGCGUGCGUCACUCUGAGGGCCUCCACCGCCAUCUGGCCAACUCCCCUGUGCUGGUGCAUCAGAUUGAUGUGUUUCCCCAAGUCCAUGAGAAGAGCCAGUUCUACAUAGAUGAAAUUAUUGUUGCAGAUAGAAAUUUAGCAGUUUCCCAAAUCAACGCCAGAACAGCUCGGCCAGGGGGGAAGCUCAUCGAAUCCCUUUCUGUGACUGGAGUCCCACCAACCUACAACAUAACCCUAUGGCUGGCAGGCUGUGGCAGCGAACUUCCUCUCAUUCAGCCUUGCUACUUGCCACGGGAAGAAGCAGAUGAAGACCUAAGAGGGGUCAAUGUGACAAUCCAGCGACUGCAAAGGAUAAGCCCACCUUUAGGAGGAUAUUUUCAGAUCCAGCUUCCCAAGACAGUGAUACCUGGCAUCCCUGUGCACAUUUCUGCUCAUGACCUCCGUGAGCUCUUACAGGGCAGCAAUGACGCCUUUGCAGCUCAGUUCUUCAAUGUCAGUGACUUUAAGGUGCAGAAAGAUCUAAACACCUGCUAUGAGCGUGUGUGGACCCUCACCUGGAUGUCACAAACAGGGGACUUGCCCAAUACCAUCAGUGUCUCUGCAGAAAACCUAACUGGUGUGUAUCCAGCUGUGAGCACUCGGGUAGUUUAUGAUGGUGGUGUUUUUCUUGGACCCAUAUUUGGAGAUAUGUUGGUUACUCCCAACACAUACCCACAGGUGACUGUGAGAGUCAGUGAUAUCCCUGCUCACUGUUUGGGUGCCUGCUCUUUCCAAUACCAUCAAGAAUCAACCCCAUUAGUUCAAGCUGUCUGGUACUCUUAUGAUGAUGACACUGACCUGCUGGUGUGUAUCAAGGGAUCCGGUUUUCCUGGUGACUCUAAAGCUUUGAAAAUCGAGGUGAAUCAACAGGUCUGUGAAAUCAUGUUCUCAAACCAAACUUAUGUGACCUGCCGGAUGAACUUCUUACCAAUUGGAGAGUAUCAGGUGGUGAUGCUGGUGAGGCACUUUGGCUUUGCACUCAAUGUCAGUGGAGGAGAGGGCAUCUACUUCAACAUUAAACCCAAGCUGGAAGUGGUGGAACCUUCUGUAGCCCCAGAGAUUGGAGGAUUUUGGGCCACUAUCCAAGGGACCAGUUUGGAAGAAGUAAGCCUGGUAUUAUUUGGGUCUCAACCUUGUCCCAUCAACAUCUCCUCCAGGAACAUGGAAAGAAUCCAGUGCAAAGUCCCUCCCUGGAUUGGCUUUCAGGGGAAUGAUAGUGGAAGGCUUGUGAAUGUGACCAUCAUCACCAGGAACCUGUCAUUAGCUUAUCCAGAGGCAUUCGAGUAUACUCCUUCUUUAAAUCCAGUUAUCGUUUCCCUGAGCAGAAAUAGAAGCAACACAGCAGGAGAUCAGAGACUUUUCAUUGGAACUACAUCUCUGGUGAAUUAUACAGACCUGGAUGUGAAAGUCCGUAUUCAGGACACCUUGACUCAGAUCCUAAAGCAGGGACCUCAGGGUCUGGAGGUUGCACUGCCACCCUUGCCAACAGGGUGGCACAGCAUUUCAGUCACAAUGAAUGGUGUCAACAUCAGAUCAGAGGGGGUUGAUCUUCAAAUCCAGUAUAUUACCAAAGUCUUUCAGAUUGAGCCUUGCUGUGGGUCCCUUCUGGGUGGAACCACCCUUACUAUCUCUGGAAUUGGCUUCAGCAAGGAUCCCUCUCUAGUUUCAGUAUCAUUGGGCAACCAGACCUGUAGCAUUGUGAACUCAACUGAAGAGACCAUCUGGUGUGAGACUUCAUCAGCCCCUUACUUGCCUGAUACAGAGCCUCAAGCUGUCAUGGUUCCCAUAGAAGUCUCAAUUGGCAAUAUCCAUGCGCCCCAUGAUCCCUCAUUUGACUUGGGAAAGAAAGACUUUACCUUUACCUACCAUACAGCUUUAACUCCUUUUGUGACUGCCAUGCAAGGUCAAAUCAGAGGUGACAUUCUGGAGCUACAAGUGGAAGGAGAUAACAUAUCUAAAUCAAUUAUCCUUCUGGGGGACAUGAAAUGUAACCUUGAGCUACAAUCCUUCAGUUUCAAUAGAACUCAGUAUUUCUGUUCCUUACCGCUAGCAAAUGUUGAAGCUGGGAUGUAUCCCAUCCAGGUUUUCCAGAAGGAUAUGGGAUUUGCAAAUAUGUCUGCUGUGCCCCACAGUUUUACAGUGUCUCCCCAGGUUACUAACAUCUUUCCCACCCAUGGAUCAGUGUGUGGAGGGACAUUGCUUACUAUAGUAGGCUUGGUUUUCAAGUCCAGAAUGAGUGUAGUGCAGGUUGACCUCUCUGGCCCUCAUACUUGCGCCAUCUGGAACUGGAAUGACCGCAUGAUCCUCUGCCAGGUUAGCCUUGUGGGACAUCUCCCUAAAGCAUCACGUGGCCUGAAUGUCACAAUCACUGUUAAUGGGAUAAUCAGUAAGUGCCAAGGAAACUGUACAUUCUAUCUGCAAGAAGAGGCAACCCCCAUUAUGGACACAUUGACCACCAGUGUCAGUGGGACUUUGACCACCAUAUUAAUUGGUGGGCAAAAGUUAGCCACAGACACUGAUGAACUGGUUGUUUUGGUUGAUGACCAUCUUUCUUGUGAUAUAACCUUCUAUAAUGCAACUCACGUGGAAUGUCAGCUGAGUGGCUUGGACCCUGGUCUACAUCACUUCUCUCUUCUGAAUAAGAGAAAAGGCUUUGCUUGCCAACACACCAUACCUCCAUAUUUCACUGUCACUCCGCAAGUGCUUGGAUAUCACCCUCAGAAUUUCAGUGUCAAUGGUGGAGGCCUCUUGACCAUAGAAGGCACAACACUGAGAGGAAAGCACACAACUUCAGUCCUGGUAGGGCACCAACCCUGCCUCACUGUGAAUAUUAGCUCUCUGUUCAUCCAGUGUAUCAUUCCCCCAGGCAAUGGGACACUUGUCCUGGAAAUUGAAGUUGAUGGGAACUUAUAUGAUGUGGGGAUGAUUGGUUAUAGUGAUGCCUUCACCCCAGCAUUACUUUUCAUUCUUCAAACCGAUGGUUUGAUUAUAACCUUCCUUGUGGACCGAACCACUGGUGCUAAGAACAUGCAGAUCUUUAUCGGGACAUCACCAUGUGUAGGCAUCUUGGGUAACCACACAGUUUUACAAUGCUCAGUUUCUCAGCUUCCUGCUGGGCAAUAUCAAGUCAAAGGCCAUGACCGUCUUCGAGGCUGGGCUUCAUCGACAUUGGUGUUCACCUCUAAAGUUACCAUUACGUCAAUCUAUAGUAACUUUGGCUGUCUGGGUGGAAGAGUACUGCAUGUACAUGGAAGUGGAUUUUCUCCAGGGAACAUAUCUGCUGCUGUCUGCGGUGUCCCCUGCCAAAUCUUAGACAAUGCUACAAUGACCACCUUCAGCUGCCUGGUGCUGCCGCUGGAUGCCUCCUUGGCUUUUCUGUGCAACCUAAGGCCCUUGGAGGAAAACUGUGAAGCCACCAAUGCUACCUACAUCCAGUGUGAAUUGACUGUCACCAUGGGGACCAGCAGUCUGUUAAGAUCUUGGUCUUAUAUCUACAUGUGUGAAGAAAGUCCUUGGUGUACCUUAACUCUGGACCAUCAGGUAGACUCACCCCUGGAAUUAUUCUCUGGACUCUUCAUGAGCCCUAAAGUGGAAAGAGAUGAAGUUCUCAUCUAUAAUAGCUCCUGUAACAUUACCAUGGAAACUGAGGCAGAGAUGGAGUGUGAGGCACCUAAUCAGCCAUUUACCGCCAAGAUUACCGAGAUACAGAAAAACUGGGGCCAGAACACUCAGGACUCCUUUCCCCUCCAGGUCUGUCGUAGAUGGUCCAGAGCUUACAGCUGGAUUCCCGAAGGUCGGCCACAAGAUGGCGACAACGUCACAGUGGAGAGCGGCCAAACGCUGCUACUUGACAUCACUACUAGUGUCCUCAGAAUGCUGCAUAUUAAAGGUGGCAAGCUGAUGUUUACUGGCCCAGGACCCAUUGAGCUCCAUGCUCACUGCAUCCUUGUAUCACAUGGUGGUGAGCUCCGGAUAGGAUCCCAGGAUAAACCUUACCAUGGCAAAGCUCUGAUCCACCUCCAUGGGAGUUCUCCUUCUACCAUCUUCUUUCCAUAUGGAGCCAAAUUUCUCGCUGUGAGGAAUGGAACGCUGUCCCUGCAUGGCCUAAUGCCAGAGGUGAGCUUCACAUAUCUACGGACUGCAGCUCAAGCCAACGAUACCAUGUUAGCCUUAGAGGACCCUGUGGACUGGCAUCCUGGGGAAGAAGUUGUCAUUAGUGGAGUCACCCUGGAAGGUUCCCAAGGGCAAGAAGAGGUUGCCAUCAUAGACAGUGUGUUUGGUGCAGAACUCUAUCUUAAGUCACCUUUGAGAUAUUCUCAUGGCUUUCUAGAACAUAAUAUAGCUGGGCAUCACCUUGCUUUAAGGGCUACAGUGGCUCUACUCAGCAGGAACAUUGUCAUCCAAGGAAAUCUCACCAGUGAGAGGAUGGCACACCUUGAUCUGUGUACUGAAGCCAAGUUUCCAGAAGAUGUUUUCCAGCACUGCUUGUAUUUGAGGAGUAAAAAGAAUCUUGGAUCGGUGGAUCUGGGGGCUGUAGUUACUGUGCAGUCAUUCCCAGGAGAGCCCAGCCAGGUCCAACUGCAGGGAGUCCAAUUUCAGUACAUGGGACAAACCUUUCGGAAACACCUGUGUGCACUAAAUGUGAUUGGAUCUAUGAAAGAUUCAUUCAUACGGAGCUGUUCAGUGCGGGAUUCUUUCAGCAGGGGCCUUAGCCUAUCCAGGACUUCAAAUAUCAUUGUGGAGAAUAAUGUAUUCUACAACAUUUUAGGCCAUGGACUACUAGUGGGGACUUACAUGGAAAUGAGACAUCUCCCUUGGAAGGCUGUCCCCAGAAGAAAAACUGAUUUCUCAGGACAGGGGAAUAUAGUAAGAAACAAUGUGGUAAUUGGAGUUUUUGGAACUGAAGGUCUUUCUAGUAUUGAGGUAUUGUCACCAGCUGGCAUCUACAUCCAAGAUCCGACCAAUGUUGUAGAGAGAAACAUGGUGUGUGCUGCUGGAUAUGGUUAUUUCUUUCAUCUUGCAACCAGUGAAACUUCGAAAGCUACUCUCCUGUCCUUCAGUCAGAAUGUAGCCCAUUCCUGCACAAGGUAUGGCCUCCUUGUAUAUCCCAGGUUUGAACCACCACGAGCAAAUGACACUGGUCCCACUUUGUUCCAGAACUUCACAGUUUGGGGAAGCCAAGGUGGUGUUCAGAUUUUCAGAAGUAGCAAUCUUCAGCUUAAAAAUUUCCAGAUUUAUCCGUGCAAAGAUUUUGGGAUUGACAUCUUGGAAAGUGAUGCAAAUUCUUCAAUUACUGAUAGCUUAUUGCUUGGUCAUUAUGCCUCAAAGCAAGGGAGCUCAUGUAUGUCAGUGGGAGUAAAAACCCCUAAGAGACAGGAAUUGUUGGUGUCCAAAACGACCUUUGCGAAUUUUGAUCGAAACAACUGCAUCGCCAUGAGAACUUGUUCGAGCUGCUAUCAAGGACAAGGUGGAUUUACUGUGAAGACUAAACAGCUGAAGUUUCUAAACUCUCCUAACCGAGUAGCAUUCCCAUUUCCUCAUGCAGCUAUUAUGGAAGACCAGGAUGGCUCUGUCUCUGGGAAUAAGGGAAGUUACCUUCUUGCCUCUGCAGAAAACCUUGCCUCUUCCUGUCAGGUCAACCAAACCUUUGGUCAGACUGUCAGGGGCAGUGUUUGUGGCCCAGAUGUAAUCCUUCAUCGUAUGUCUAUUGGCUUAGCUGAAGCACCAGAAGUUGCUUAUGAUUUAACAGUGACUGACAGUAGAAAUCAGACAACCACUGUUAACUUUGUGUAUGAUACGUUGUCCAACCCAUACGGUUGGAUGGCCCUGCUUUUGGAUCAAGAUACCUACUUGCUGAGAUUUGAGGCUCCUUGGAUUAACAUCAAUCUUCAGAGGCAUGAUUUCCAAAUGACGGAAAACCAAGAUGUGCUGUCAGUGACCAGUAUGACCUGUUUUCCACAGUAUUCAGCAACUUUUGAUAAUUUUACUUCUGGUAAUUACCUGCUCAUGGUGCAUAAAGAUGUGCAGCCACAUGCUGACAUCCUGGUGAUGUGUGGGACCAGAGUUGGCCAGUCGCUUCCAUCUCCUCCAUCUGCCACUUGUGAUAAGGCCUGUGAUUGGUUCUUCAACAGCCAAUUGGGGGAGCUCACUUAUCUGGUUUCAGGUGAAGGCCAAGUUCAACUUACACUCCUGGUGAAGGAAGGAGCUAUUCCAACAACCUCAGUUCCAUUGGCUGUACCUGAACCCAUUUUAAGAUGGUCCCAUCCUACAACAUGGCAAGAUGUUGAAGAGGGCUGGGGUGGAUAUAAUCAUACCACCCCAGCACCAGGUGAUGACGUUAUGAUCUUACCCAACAGGACCAUCCUUGUAGACACCGAUCUUCCUUUUCUCAAAGGCCUCUAUAUUCUGGGAACCCUAGAAUUUCCUGUGAACCGGAGCAACAUUUUAAAUGCAACUUGUAUUAUUGUUGCAGGUGGUGAACUGAAAGUCGGUAAUUUUUCUGAGCCCUUACAGAAAGGGCAAACACUUUUGAUCCAGCUUCAAGCCUCUGCAGGAGUCUACUGUGAUCGUUUGGAUGGAAUUAAUAUUGCUCCGGGAACUAUUGGAGUUUAUGGAAAGUUGCAGCUUCAUAGUGCAUACCCCAGGAAGGCCUGGACCCAUCUUGGAGCUGAUAUUGCCUCAGGAAAUGAGAGGAUUCUAGUGGAGGAUGCAGUAGAUUGGAGACCACAAGACAAGAUUGUAUUGAGUUCUUCAUCUUAUGAACCUCAUGAAGCAGAAAUCCUCACUGUAAAGGAAGUCAUGGGUCAAAAUGUUAGAAUCCAUGAGUGCCUCAGCCACCGACACCUUGGAAGUUCCCAUUCAAUGGAAGAUGGCAGGCAUAUUUCUCUGGCUGCUGAGGUGGGCCUCCUGACUCGAAAUAUAAAAAUCCAGCCUGAUGUUCCAUGUGGUGGAAGAAUGGUUGUGGGGUCCUUUCAAAAACCUAAUGGAGAAGAAUUUUCAGGUACCCUUCAGAUUUCAAAUGUGGAAAUCCAGAACUUUGGGUCUUUGCUGUAUCCAUCUAUUGAAUUCAAUAAUGUAUCUUUGGGAUCCUGGAUCAUCUCUUCUACUGUGCACCAGAGCUGUGGAGGGGGUAUUCGUGUAUAUUCCAGUAAAAGUAUCUUCUUAUAUGAUAACAUUUUGUUUGACACCAUUGGCCAUGGUAUUGAUCUAGAGGGUCAAAACCACUCUCUCAUCAAGAACCUCAUUGUCCUGACCAGGCAGCCACAAAGAGCAGUGGAUUGGGUGACAGGAAUCAAGUUGAACCAGGUAAAUGAUGUCAACCUCACUGGGAAUGCUGUAGCAGGAUCAGAGAGAAUUGGCUUCCAUAUCAGGGGCCAUAGUUGUUCGGUGGCUGAAAAUCCUUGGGUUGGAAAUGUGGUGCAUUCUAGCCUUCAUGGACUCCAUCUGCAUAAGGGAGAUGGACUAUACAACUGUACUGGUAUCUCUGGUUUCCUUUCAUACAAGAACUUUGAUUAUGGAGCCAUGUUCCAUGCAGAAAGCAACUUGGAGAUAGAUAAUGUGACUCUGGUGGACAAUGUUGUUGGUCUUCUUCCAUUAAUAUAUACAUCCUCUGCUGAACAUUGUUCCUUAAAGAAGAAACAGAUAGUUCUCAGGAAUUCGAUCAUUGUGGCCACUAGCUCUUCUUUUGAUUGCAUAGAAGACAGAAUUAAACCUCUUUCUGCUGACUUCACAUCAAGGGAUCGAGCCCCAAAUAAUCCCAGAGGAGGUCGGGUUGGAAUAUUAUGGCCUGGAUUCACUGUGGAACCAAACCAAUGGCCUCAGGAUGCAUGGCAUAAAGUGAGGAAUUAUCCUUCUGUCUCAGGGAUUAUGAAGCUUGACGGAGUCACCUUUUCUGACUUUGUGAAGAGCUGCUAUAGCAAUGACUUGGAUGUCUGCAUUCUGCCCAAUCUUGAUAGCGCUGGCAUCAUGCCCCUAAUCACAGCAGAGAGGACAAAGAUGCUCAAGGUCAAAGAUCAGAACAAGUUCUACUUCUCCUCGCCUAGGCUCAGAAAGGAAACAGGGGAAAUGGUCUGUCCUGGAUUGGACUGUGAAAGUCCAAUAAAGUAUCUCUUCAAAGACCUAGAUGGCAGUGCCCUGGAUCUGCCACCACCAAUUUCUGUUUUUCCAAAAUCCAAGUCGGAAUGGGUUGCAUCCUGCUUCAACACAGGUAUAUUUAAAGAAGACCAAAAAUGCACCUAUAGACCAUCAUUGCAAAGCUAUGUCUGCAAACAGGCAGACUAUGCACUUCUGAUCCUUGAAAUUAUUGCUCCAGGGAGGAAAAAUCCAUCUCCAGUGCUAUCAGUGACAAGUGGCUUUGUGGGAACCUUCUCUCGCAUAGCUGCCCACCCCUCCUGCUCUGCUUCUUCAUUUUUACCAGCUUUCUAUUCUGUUUUACCAAUCAACUCACUCACCAAAAUUUGCUUUGUGAAUUGUGUUCCUCAAGCCAUGCGUUUUUAUCUCAUUGGGAGUGAAAGGUCCUCUAAACUUCUGGCUGUGUUCUACUUUGAGCUUCAGAGCCCUCGUGUUUUCUUCCGUGGACAUUUCAUCCCGCCCACUCCAGUUCCAUCAGACGCUUGGCAAGAGAGUGGGGCUAUUGGUACCAACUAUUUCAGCUUCAUGGAUAAUCUUUUGUAUAUCCUCCUGCAAGGGGAUGAGCCUGUCGAGGUGCAUUCUGCAGUUUCUAUCCAUGUAGCCUUCACAGUGACAUUAUCAAUCACACUGGAAGGUUGGGAAACAGCCAUUCAACAAAGAUUGGCUCGUUUCUUACAGAUUGGCCAAGACUGUAUCAGAAUUGUUCAUGUAAUGCCAGGUGGUGAAUGGACCUUAAAGGCCAUUGCUGAUGGUGCGGCCAAAAGGCAACAUCACUGCCCCACUGGGACCUUUUGUACUAGUUGUCCUAGAAUGGAUCAGCAUAGAAGGCUCAUGAAAAAGAUGGAAACAUGGGUCCCACCACCAACUUAUUCAGAAAACAAUUCAAAAGUGGUGGUCAUUGAAAUUGGUGAUCUGUCAGCUAUAGGAAGUGCCAAAGUGGCUCCCUCCUUAUCCACCGAUGCAUUGCAGCGUUUGGCUCAUCAGAUUAUCAAUGCUCAACAGACUGGGGAAUUGCAGGAAGCCUUGGAUAUGCCAACUGAGGCCCUGCUGAUCAGUCUUUCAGCUGGAGUAGAUACUUCUGGAAACUCAAGCAGUCUCGAUACUGGUGGUGUGGUAUAUAAACGACCAUAUACCCUUUCAAUCCAAGUUCAGCCAUCCAAUGGAGAAGUGGGAAUAGAGCUUCCAGUGCAACCACUCCUUGUUUUUCUGGAUAAACAGGGAUGGGUAGUAGAAUCAUUAGGACCUCCCUCAGAGCCUUGGAUUGUGGCUGUUUCUCUGGAGGGGGCAUCAGAAACUGUAUUGAAAGGGCACACCCAGUCAGAAGCUCGACAUGGCCGAGUAAGCUUCUCCAAUCUGGCUGUCUCAAGAUCUGGAUCAAAGUGGUACUUUCUUUUCACUGUGACAUCCCCACCAGGUGCCAAAUUUAGAGUUCGAUCUGAGCCAUUUGCAGUGUUUCCUGUUAACAUGGGAGAAAAAUCUACUAUCCUUAUGGCUCUUAUUUUGUGUUCUGCUGCCUCGUGGGUUGCUUUGUGCUUUCUGGUAUUUUGUUGGUUUAAGAAAAGAAAAAUCAAAAAAACAAAAACUGAAGAGACUUGUGAAACUCAGGAAGAGGACAAAAAGAAAAAUCCUCAGGUCAUACCCCAACACCAUAUACAUCACACAAGGCUUCAAGGAAGACUGGAAGAGACUGAAAAAGAGGCCACCAUGAUACAAGAACAUAGGGGACAGAAGGCCAUGCCAGGCAAGCUGAACCAGCUGCCCCAUCGACAGUCCCUGAAUGGAUUAUCAAGAAGAACAGUCCGGACUGUGCGUAGGGAAGCGGUGCAGGGAGAAGACAUUGCCCCAGUGGAUGGCAUUGCUCACCUUCCAUCCCACGACCACAUCCUCACUAUUGGUGCUCCUGCUCAGCAAGUAGCUAUCCGGAAAGUCAACAAUUGGAAGGAUUCUCAAGCACAGUUACUUGGGUAUCAACUAGCAGAACAAGAUCAAUUACUGGUGCUAUAUCCUAGCUUCGAUCAAGAGGGGCAAAGGCUACAGGAGCAGAGACAUGCUAGCAAAAAAAAUGGUGACUUGGGCCUCUACUGGGAGAGGAAAUCUUCCCAAGCAGACUCAGAGGCCUUCCACCCACAUUCACUGCAGCAGGCACCUCUUCAGGGACAAUUGUGAUCAGAUAGAAGCCUGACCAUUUGAGUAUUAAAAUGAAAAUGUUGGCAAAUUCUCCAGAUGUAGAGCAGGGACAGAGGAAAUCUGACAUAUGAGAGGAGCCUGAAAGGGAGAAAUAAGGCUCCUGAAUUAUUUUGUGUGUGUAUCUACAUGUGUACUUUAAAAUGGAGAGCAAGGAAUGCCUUAAAUAGUUUUAUAGCUUCUCCCCUAUUCCACCGUGGCCCAGCCCAUACCCAACACAAUUCUGGGUAUAUAAUGGGUACAAUAAAUAUUUACUCAGUCAAUUGAUAGACAGAUAACAUAUGAUCCUAGCAAGGAAGAAUGAACAUUUCAUCCAACAAGUCAGGAAACAUUUAUUAAAUGCGUACUAUGUGUCAUAAAAUUGGAGUAACAUUGAUUAUCAGGAGGUAUUUCUGUGAAGGCUCUUUGGGUGCCUUCAAAGAAGGCACAAAAAAGAAAAGAUCAAAAAAAGAAGAGAUAUGAAAGGGUCUGCUGUUGUUACAGAUGCAAGCACAUAGUGAAACAUAAUUGUAAGAGUAUUUGAAGGACAGGAGAAGACUCCUAUCUAUGAUCUGCCAGAGCUAACUUUUCCAGCCCUAAGGCAGCUUCCUGUUUUGUUAUAAGCUGAUUUUAUCUCAUGCUUAGGAUUAUCAUGAGUCCAAAGUAGUGCAAACAUAUUAGGUUUGCACCUCAUGAAAAUUUGCAUGUGACAGUUGAUAUUUUCAUGAGUUUCCCUAAGAUUUUGGGAAAGAGAAUAGAAGCAGAGAUAGCAAGAGGUGGGGAGAUGAUCAUCCCUGGACUAAAUGUGUUUGUUUGAUCAACACCAUCAAUAACAGGUCAAAUUCACAACUGGAAGAGAGAGGCAUGAAGAACAUCAGGAAACUUUAGAAAAGAUCAGGAGGCAGAGUUAUCUAUUGGUUGGCUUCUCAAUUGGAGUCUUCUUGUGUGAAAUA
Messenger RNA from Phascolarctos cinereus (koala), 13458 nucleotides. The record is from RefSeq and is a predicted model, not a curated record. NCBI's taxonomy places the organism in Eukaryota, Metazoa, Chordata, Mammalia, Diprotodontia, Phascolarctidae.